AUGUCUGCCCCAUUCUGCCGGAACUUAAUCUCGCGCCAGGCUUUUAACGUCGCUCCGACGGUGAAGCACGUCGCUAAUGGCACUCCUGUGGUGUCGGGUCUUAACCUCCGUGUUUCGGCGCCCGUUGACCCGCACAGCCACGAUGAUCACGGUCACUUUGGCUCGCGCUCAGAUGUCGCCUCCCUCCCAUCCUGGACAUCGAAGGCUGCGCUCCGUGGCCAUUCGCUUGUGUCGCGGACGGCUGUGAAUGCAAAUGUGUCAGGCACCCAAACCCGUUUCUUCUCGUCGUCGUCGCGUGCUCUACAGACUCCCAACUUUAGCGACUAUCGUGUCAAGAACCCAGAGGCUCACCGAGCGUUUUCGUACUUUAUGAUCGGUACGUUCGGUGCGGUUUCUGCUGCCAGCGCUCGCUCGACUGUGACCAAUUUCCUCGCCACUAUGAGUGCGUCGAGCGAUGUGCUUGCGUUGGCCAAGGUCGAGGUUGAUAUGGCCAACAUUCCUGAGGGCAAGAACGCCAUUAUCAAAUGGCGCGGUAAGCCUGUCUUUGUUCGCCACCGCACCCAAUCUGAGAUUGACGAAGCCAACGACAUUGAUAUAAACUCGCUGCGUGACCCGCAAGCUGAUUCGGACCGUGUCAAGCGCCCCGAAUGGCUCGUUAUGCUCGGAGUUUGCACCCACCUGGGUUGUGUGCCUAUUGGUGAGGCCGGUGAAUUCGGCGGCUGGUUUUGCCCUUGCCAUGGUAGCCACUACGAUAUCAGUGGUCGUAUCCGGAAGGGUCCUGCGCCUACCAACCUCGAAGUUCCUGUGUACGAUUUCAACGAUGAAGAGAACAAGCUCAUUAUCGGCUAA
Molecule: messenger RNA, 849 nt
Organism: Malassezia restricta
Lineage: Eukaryota; Fungi; Basidiomycota; Malasseziomycetes; Malasseziales; Malasseziaceae
Product: ubiquinol-cytochrome c reductase iron-sulfur subunit
Exons: 4
Coding region: 1-849 (282 amino acids)
Biological process (GO): mitochondrial electron transport, ubiquinol to cytochrome c
Cellular component (GO): membrane
Molecular function (GO): quinol-cytochrome-c reductase activity; 2 iron, 2 sulfur cluster binding
Source: RefSeq, a predicted model, not a curated record